Messenger RNA from Amoebophrya sp. A25, 305 nucleotides. The record is from the annotation of a GenBank genome assembly. NCBI's taxonomy places the organism in Eukaryota, Dinophyceae, Syndiniales, Amoebophryaceae.
CAUGAGCCCCCAGCGAAGCGCCGAAAGACUUUGAAGGGAGACGCAGCUGUGCGGUAUCGAAGGAUAUGCUCCGAAACUGAAGGACUCUCUAUCCCCGAUGUGGGUGGGUUCUUCACGGUGCACUUGCCUCCAACAACCAAAGAUGGCCCACCCACGAUCCGUGAAAUACGUGAUAGCGACAGUAGCAACAUUCUGUUGCCUCUCCCGGAGCAGCUAGCUGACGAAGAGGAUGCAUUGGCUGCACCACCAUCCGGAUCUUCACAGGUCACAGCAUUGCCAGCCCUGCAUCCGCUAUUCGACAUGGA